CCGCGCAUGUGCGAAUAAGGAUAAGGAUGGGGGGGGGGAAUGAUGCCGGGAAGACUGCAAUUGUUGAGGAGAGGUCUAUAGAGAGGGGUUCAUUGAGCCCCAACAAUGGCAGCUCCAGGUUCUGAGCUGCAGAGAUGAGGAGUCGCCGCCAGAUGUAUUAUUCUGCUGUCAUGCGUUUCUUCCUGAAGUGUUUGCGGAUAGGUCAGCGGCGCCGGUUCUGGCUGACCCAGCAAGUGGAACAACUGUGGCUAUAUGGGCAUCUCUGUUUGCGCUCUCUGUUUUACAACUCUUUUGCUGAUAGCGACACAGCUCUUGAUGCCCUCUUUGAGCCUAUAUACUGGCUGGUAGAUCAUGUCACUCGUUGGUUUGGAGUGGUAUUUGUGGCUCUGGUGAUAACACUGACCACUUCUGUGGUGGCCAUAGUGUACAUUUGCCUCCUUCCAACGAUUCUCCAGACCUAUUCCAUUCCCUGGAUCUUCUGGCAUAUUAUCUAUGGCCAUUGGAACCUUGUCAUGAUUGUUUUCCAUUACUACAUGGCUAUCACUACUCAGCCUGGCUAUCCACCACAGCACCCAAAGAAUGAUCUUGCUGCUGUGUCAAUAUGCAGGAAAUGUAUUGCGCCCAAACCUGCCCGAACCCACCACUGUAGCAUCUGCAACAGGUGUGUGUUGAAGAUGGACCAUCACUGCCCAUGGCUUAACAACUGUGUGGGACACUACAAUCAUCGCUAUUUCUUCUCCUUCAUGCUUUUCAUGACCAUGGGCUGCAUCUACAGCAGUAUCAGUGGCUGGGACAUGUUCUGGGAAGCUUAUGCUGCCAUUGAGACUUACUCUCAGACACCACCACCCAUCUUUUCCUUCCGCCAGCGAGCUUUCCACAAGAGCAUAGUGUACGCCUGGGUCCUCUGCAGUUCAGUAGCCGUGGCAUUGGGUGCCCUCAUGCUCUGGCACUCAGCCCUCAUCACCCGUGGCGAGACCAGCAUCGAAAGACACAUCAAUCACAAAGAAAAAAAGAGGCUACAGAAAAAGGGCAAGAUAUUUCGAAAUCCAUACAGCUUUGGUCCACUGGGCAACUGGAAGGUUUUCCUGGGUGUCGAAAGACGGAGACACUGGAUCACUCGAGUUCUACUACCUUCCCCACAUCCCCCUUAUGGAUCUGGCUUGAGUUGGGAAACUCCUCCUUGUGUUGCUCAACAGAAGAGGCCUCUUUUGACAAUUUGAAUUGGAUGAAGAACUAAUUGUCCCAGCAGGUGGAAGACUUGAAACCACAGGCUUCUUUCACUGGGAAGCAUAACAGAAGACACGGUCCCUAAACUGGCAGACUAACAUCACAAUGGCAUUAUCUGCAGUGAACUGCUCAUCCCACAGGAGACUGGAGAACCUCCAGCUGCAGUCUGGGAUCUAUUGCCUGUGUCUGUUUUGUUUUGCACAUAGUCCAAUGGGGCUGGAGCAAACUAUUGAGAAGGGGCAAAGUAGCUCUUUCCCUAACUCAAGGAAGUUAACUGGCAUAUUAGGUCUUGUUGCUCUUCCUGUAAGGACUGAUUUUUUUUUACCAUAAAAAUAAAUAUAUAUAAACAAUCAUCUCCUCUUUAGUGGGAAAGGAGCAGUGAAAAGAUUUAAAUACAAAAACUGUUGAUUCAUAACUAACAAGAGUAACUAUUU
This is a messenger RNA of Notechis scutatus (mainland tiger snake), 1661 nucleotides long. It is a transcript of the gene ZDHHC16, whose product is annotated as zDHHC palmitoyltransferase 16. Gene Ontology annotation, molecular function: palmitoyltransferase activity. Lineage: Eukaryota; Metazoa; Chordata; Lepidosauria; Squamata; Elapidae. The record is from RefSeq and is a predicted model, not a curated record.